UCCUCCCCUCUCCGCUCUCCUCCCGCCCCGCGGAGGCGGAGGGUCUGGGGCGCAGCGCCGUGCGUGUUCCCGCAGCUCCGUGGCCGCGCUUCCCCGCUCCACUCCAGCCGCCUUCCAUCGGUAGCGCCGCACCCUCCGCUCUUUCCGCUCUCUUCGUUCCUCCGCUGCCCCUUCCCGGCCAGUCGGGGCUGUGCCCGUGAGUCUUCUUCUCCUGCAGUCUGGAGGCUCCCAGUAUGUUCAGCGCCGUCCGCCCUCAGAGGCAGCAGGUUAUGAUGCAUGAUUAUCACAGAAGAAAUUCAUGUCUAUAGCUCAUAAGGACUUUAUUACAUCAUCUUCAAGCCUGAUAGUUUUGGAAUCCAUAUUGCAGCUGCAAACACACGUCUGCUUUUGCAUUUCAACAAACAUCUKCCCUGUCAGGAGACGCCAAAACUCAAGUGCUCUGAUCUACAACAGUGAUACCAUUGGACUAUUUUAAAUUUACAUUCAUAUAUUUGCUAGUCAGGCCAACAUCACAAUGAUUCCCAACGGAUAUUUGAUGUUUGAGGAUGAGAACUUCAUUGAGUCGUCUGUUGCCAAACUCAACGCCUUACGGAAGAGUGGGCAGUUCUGCGAUGUCCGCCUCCAGGUGUGUGGACACGAGAUGUUGGCGCACCGGGCCGUGCUGGCAUGCUGCAGUCCCUACCUGUUCGAAAUCUUCAACACUGACAGUGACUGCCAUGGCGUUUCCCAUGUGAAAUUCAAUGAUCUCAACCCAGAAGCUGUUGAAGUUCUGUUGAAUUAUGCCUAUACUGCUCAGUUAAAAGCUGAUAAAGAGCUGGUGAAAGAUGUAUACUCUGCAGCAAAGAAGUUGAAGAUGGAGAGGGUUAAGCAGGUUUGUGGUGACUAUUUGCUCUCCAAGAUGGACGUGCAGAGCUGCAUCUCGUACCGGAACUUUGCCAGCUGCAUGGGAGACUCUCGCUUGUUGAGCAAGAUCGAUAGCUACAUUCAGGAACACCUUGUAGAGAUUGCAGAGCAGGAGGAAUUCCUCAAGCUGCCACGGUUAAAGCUUGAAAUAAUGCUGGAAGACAAUGUUGGCCUACCCAGCAACGGCAAAUUGUACACAAAGGUAAUCAACUGGGUACAGCGCAGCAUCUGGGAGAACGGAGGCAGCCUGGAAGAUCUAAUGGAGGAGGUGCAAACGCUGUACUACUCAGCUGAUCACAAGCUGCUUGAUGGAAAUCUGCUAGAUGGACAGGCUGAGGUGUAUGGCAGUGAUGAUGACCACAUUCAGUUUGUGCAGAAGAGGCCACCACGUGAGAAUGAUCACAAGCAGAUCAUUAGCAGCUCCUCUGGAAGUUUUUCUCCAAAUGCUACUGUUCAGAGUCCUAAACACGAGUGGAAAAUCAUUGCUUCAGAGAAGACGUCGAGUAACACGUACCUGUGCCUGGCUGUGCUGGACGGGGUGCUGUGCGUCAUCUUCCUGCACGGCCGCAACAGCCCGCAGAGCUCGCCCUCGAGCACGCCACGCCUCCUCAAGAGCCUGAGCUUUGAGCUGCAGCCCAGCGACCUCAUCGAGAGGCCCAUGUGCCCCAUGCAGUAUGCGCGCUCRGGGCUGGGCACAGCCGAGCUGCACGGCAAGCUGAUCGCUGCGGGUGGCUACAACAGGGAGGAGUGCCUGCGCACCGUGGAGUGCUAYGACCCCGAGAAGGACACAUGGACGUUCAUCGCGCCCAUGAGGACGCCGAGGGCCCGGUUCCAGAUGGCGGUGCUGAUGGGACAGCUGUACGUGGUGGGUGGCUCCAACGGGCACUCGGAUGACUUGAGCUGUGGAGAGAUGUAUGAUCCUGAGAUCGAUGACUGGACCCCUGUGCCGGAGCUGCGGACCAACCGCUGCAAUGCAGGAGUGUGUGCCCUGAAUGGAAAGCUCUACAUCGCGGGUGGCUCUGAUCCCUAUGGCCAGAAGGGACUGAAGAACUGUGAUGUGUUUGAUCCCGUGACAAAGGCUUGGACAAGCUGUGCUCCCCUGAACAUCCGGAGGCACCAGUCUGCCAUGUGUGAGGUGGGCGGGUACCUGUACAUCAUCGGCGGGGCUGAGUCGUGGAACUGCCUCAACAGCGUGGAGCGCUACAACCCUGAGAACAACACAUGGACCCUGAUGGCGCCCAUGAACGUGGCACGGCGCGGUGCUGGUGUGGCUGUCCGUGAGGGAAAGCUGUUUGUGGGCGGGGGCUUUGACGGCACGCAUGCAGUAAACUGCGUGGAGAUGUAUGACCCCGCCAGGAACGAGUGGAAGAUGAUGGGCAGCAUGACCACGCCCAGGAGCAACGCCGGCAUCGUCACCGUGGCCAACACCAUCUAUGCAGUGGGGGGCUUCGAUGGCAAUGAGUUCCUGAACACGCUCGAGGUCUACAAUCCAGAGUCAAAUGAGUGGAGCCCCUACACCAAAAUUUACAAGUUCUAAGUGAAUUAAAUUCCCUUUUCAAACUAACAGGCUUAGUGAUGUAAUUGUGUUUCAAUAGAGGUACACCUGUGAAUAGGGGUGGGGAGGGCAUAGACGUUGCCAACAGCAACACYGAGCUUUUGCAUAUUGCAUAAUAAUGUGUUGUAUAUAUUUGUUUUGGAAAGAAUAUUGAGAUGAAGGGUUUUUUGUGUAUUUUAGAACUUUGUUUUAAGGUUUUGGUUUUGUUUUUGAGAUUUUGACGAUAACGCAAGAGAAUCUAGACAGGGCAUAUCAUUUCAGGAGCUUCCCCCAGUGUUUGUCACUUUGCACAUUGGAUGACUUCCUGGAGGUGUGUUCUUGGGGCUGGAAGGGUAAGGAUUGUGGGGGAUGAUGGUUUUUUCUUUCAUCAGGCCUUGGUUUCCUUCAGUAACUGGAACAAUCUGUAACAAGAAGCCUUAUUUAAAUAGAUAUAAUGGCUAUUUUUUUUAUUAAAAAAGCUGACAUGUCUCUGCUAAUACCUUA
Molecule: messenger RNA, 2941 nt
Organism: Malurus melanocephalus (red-backed fairy wren)
Lineage: Eukaryota; Metazoa; Chordata; Aves; Passeriformes; Maluridae
Gene: IVNS1ABP
Product: influenza virus NS1A binding protein
Exons: 15
Coding region: 515-2440 (641 amino acids)
Molecular function (GO): protein binding
Source: RefSeq, a predicted model, not a curated record